Messenger RNA from Pichia kudriavzevii, 4179 nucleotides. RefSeq lists its product as uncharacterized. Gene Ontology annotation, molecular function: ATP binding; histone binding; chromatin binding. Gene Ontology annotation, cellular component: nucleus. The coding region runs from base 1 to 4179 and encodes 1392 amino acids. Lineage: Eukaryota; Fungi; Ascomycota; Pichiomycetes; Pichiales; Pichiaceae. The record is from RefSeq and is a predicted model, not a curated record. The transcript has a single exon. Gene Ontology annotation, biological process: positive regulation of transcription by RNA polymerase II.
AUGCCCACGUCUCGCUACACGACAAGGUCUCGGGGUUCGAGAAGCUACUAUGGGCCCGGGGAUUCUGACGACGAUGCCGACUUUGAGCUGGAUCAUGCCAAGUUGGAUGGACACGAGGACGACGAGCCAUCGGAGGAAUUCGAGGAAGAUCUACGGGAAGGCAGUACGGGGGCCGCUGAUGGAGACGUUGCAAAUGGCCACGGGCACGGCAGACAGUAUGGCGGGCAGGGCCCUGUGAAGAAAGACGAAGAAGAAGAAGAAGAAGAAGAAGAAGAAGAGGAGGAGGAGGUAAGACCGCAUCGAACGCGUGCACGUAAACAAGUAAAUUAUAACGAAGAUGUCCUUCUGGCCAAACUGGUUGACGAGGACGAAGAACUAGAGGAGGAGUAUACCAACAGUCGCCCCCUCCGUGCAAGCAGAACGUCAAGAAAGGUUGUUCAUAUGGACGACGAUGCUGGUCACUACGAUAAGAGUGAUGAAGACUACGAUGGCAUUUCUGGAGGCGCAAGUAAAAAGCGAACGCGUCAUGGUAAGGGUAUUGGUACUGCUGGCGACGAUGACGAGGAAGGAAAUGGGGAGGGAGAAGAUGGGUUAGAUGGUGAUGAGGAAUUCCGUAUUGACGAUGAGGAAGAAGAUGAAAAUUAUAUUAAGGAUGACGAUGAUGAUUUCCUCUCGGGGGAGGAAUUGAAAAGUCGAAACAAGAGGAGGAAAAGGGAAAGUGCAUUUGUUGUGAAGGACGAGGACGAAUUUGAAGAUAGUGACACCCCCUAUGAGGCCAGAAAAACUGCUGCGUCAUUGAGGAGAUCACGAAGAUCAACACGCACAGAAAAUUCUCUCACUUCACAAUCUACCACAUCGUCCCGUCGCACACGUUCUGCAAACCGAAACAAAUGGAAGGGUAUCUUGGAAUCCAACCAAGAGGGAAAUGGGCAACUCACAUUAGAGGAUGAGUUGAGGGAUUUACAGAAUGAUUCUCCGCUGGCUUCUCCCAAGAGAAACUUGAGACACAGAAAAGAAGUUAAUUAUACGUUACCACCGCCCUAUUUAACAGAAGCACAGUUGGAGGAAUUGGAGGAGAACGCGUCAGCUACUUCUCAUGCUAGUCCAAGAAAGGGGAGGAACGGUGGGAGGUUUGGUGGUGCCAGUUCAUCAAAUGCAGUCAGAAGGUUGUUCCCCACGGUUGGUCCAUUUGGCGGGAGCGAGGUGCAAUCGAUUUUCCAGUCAGAUACUAUACCAAGUGGAUUGGCAGCUUUAGCAAAUGCAGAAUCAAGUGACUCCGAAGAUGAUAAUGAACUAAUAAAACCAACCGACCCUAACAAUACAGGUACUACCAUCACUACUACAAACACGACCAAUGCAAAUAUAGUAGGUCCGACAGACUUGACCAAUUCAUCGAAAAAGAAAAAUACCUUGGCUGAUACGGAUCCUCUUGGAAUUGACACAAAUAUUGAUUUUUCUGUUGUUGGUGGGUUGGAUAAUUAUAUCAACCAAUUAAAGGAGAUGAUCACCUUACCAUUGUUGUAUCCCGAAGUUUAUUCCAAAUUUCAUAUAACUCCACCAAGAGGUGUGUUAUUUCAUGGUCCUCCAGGUACAGGUAAGACUUUGAUGGCACGUGCCUUAGCAGCUUCAUGCUCUUCACAAAAUAGGAAGAUUACUUUUUUUAUGAGAAAAGGUGCUGAUUGUCUAUCCAAAUGGGUUGGCGAAGCAGAACGUCAUUUGCGGUUACUAUUUGAAGAAGCUAAAAACAAUCAACCAUCGAUCAUAUUUUUUGACGAAAUCGAUGGGUUGGCUCCAGUUAGAUCUUCCAAACAAGAACAGAUACAUGCAUCCAUUGUUUCGACAUUGUUGGCUCUAAUGGACGGUAUGGAUAAUAGAGGCCAGGUUAUAAUCAUCGGUGCAACCAAUAGACCGGAUUCCAUCGAUCCCGCUCUUCGAAGACCAGGUCGUUUUGAUAGAGAAUUCUACUUUCCAUUGCCUGAUUUGAAGGCUCGUGAAGAUAUUCUGAAAAUUCAUAUGAGAAAGUGGGAAGACAAAUUAGAUGACAAUUUUAUUAGAGAGUUGGCCAUUCUAACAAAGGGGUAUGGAGGUGCCGAUUUGAGGGCAUUGUGCACAGAAUCGGCAUUAAACAGUAUCCAGAGACAGUAUCCUCAGAUUUAUAAGGCUAAUGACAAACUGAAAAUUGAUAUCAACAAAAUCAAAGUGAAUGCAAGCGACUUUACAAGAGCACUUAAGAAAAUUGUUCCAAAUAGUGCCAGAAACUCAAGUAAUGUAUCUGAACCAAUACCUGACGUCAUCCAGCCUUUAUUGAAUAAACAAUUUGAAGAAGUGAUGUCGAAGAUUCGUCAAAUUUUACCAAUGGAAAAGGAAAUUAGCCUAUUGGAAGAAGCAGAGUACCAAAGUCUGAACGAUGAUUUCAGAACACAACAAUUGGUCAAAUCAUUUGAUUCCUUGAGAGUCUUCAAACCACGAAUCGCAAUCCAAGGUACAAAACAGCAAGGUUUAACAUAUAUUAGCAAUGCAAUUUUAAAUAAAUUGGAAGGUUUUGUUAUUCAAAUUUUAGAUCUUGGUAAAAUUUUUAGUGACUCCAGUAUUAGUGUUGAAAAUUUAUGUAUCCAGUUAUUUUCUGAAUUGAAGAGACAUAAGCCGAGUAUUUUAUUUAUACCGGACACGAUUGGAUUCCUUAACUCGAUCACAGAGUCGGUCAGGUCGACAAUCAAGUAUCUUGUUAGAGGUAUUAAUAGUAAUGACAAGAUCCUAAUAUACUGCGAAAUUGAGGGGGAUUCAAAUCAAGUAAAGGAAAUCAACGACGAAUUGGAAGAAUUGUUCGAUUUAACAGAAGAUGAGAUAAUUAACAUAAGGGAUCCCGAUAAUGAUGAAAGAUUGAAUUUUUUCAGAAAAUUCUGGGAUUCUUUGAACAUUACCCCAAAUGAGUUUAAUGACAUUAGUAUUCGUCCGAAGAAGGAUACGACACCUUUAGAAAUCGUGGAAAUAAAAGACAACAAAAUUAAUGAGGAAAAUCAAAAUAUAAAAAAAUUAAAAGAGUUAGCCAAAAACGAUAUGAGGUUGAAAAACUCCUUAAAAGUUAAACUCUCUGGGUUACUUGAUAUCUUUAAGGUCCGCUAUAAGAGGUUUAAAAAGCCAAUCAUCGAUGACCACCUUUUAGUCCAUUUGUUUAAUGAAACACCUGAUCCGAACAGCAACUAUCAAAUUAAAGAGGAUAAAAUUCUAGAAGUUUCAUCGGGCAAAUUGUAUAAUAACAUUGAUUUAGAUGUUAUUGAAGAACGGUUAUGGAAUGGCUACUACAGUGAACCAAGACAAUUUUUGCACGAUUUGGAACUUAUUUUAAAAGAUGCAAACACAUCUUCUGAAAGAGAUAGGAUAUUAAAGGCGAAUGAAAUGUAUGCGCAUGCAGUUGUUGGUGUUGAAGAAAUCGAAGUACAGUUCCCACUGUUAGUUGCACAAUGGAAGGAAGUGGCUCGGAGGGAAAAAAUGAGGAAAACUGAGUAUAUGAAGCUCCUACAGGAAAAAGAGUCGAAGGAAAAAGAGCUAGGGGGGAAGGAAUUGAAUGAAACUGAAUCAAAGGAGUGUCGGUCAAACGCUUUGGAGUCUCACUUAGACAAUAAUGUUGUGCCGGAAACGAUUAUCGAUGUCAAUGGCAAUAUUGAAAACAUCGAAUCUAGAGAAAUACUGAAGGACUCUAAUAUCGGUGUUGGAACAUUGUUGAACGGUAAUGAGAAUGGGCAUGUAGAAUAUGAGAUCAAGGGUCAAACUCAAGUGCAGGAACAAUCAGAGCCAAACGAUCAUGGUGUACUGAAAAGCGAAUCAGAAUUACCAGUUGAACCAGUCCAUGUUGGUGACCCCGUAGAGAAGGUUGAAGUUGAACUGAUGACAGAAGAGGCGCACAAAAAACUUCUGGCAGAAGAGACACGGAGUGAUUCACAAAUAGAAGAAGAGAAGACUAAAGAAACAGCAUUUGUUUCAGAACCACAGAGUGUUGUUUAUGAUUCUGCCAAAGUUGAGAAAUUACGAGACCAACUACUAGAAAAAACUUCGAACUUUAAACUGACUAAAUUAGAACGUAUCAACAGCAAGCUUUUUGAUAUCUUAUGGAGACACAGGCUCAAUCUAGACAAGACCGGACUGUUGCGAGAAUUAGAUGAUUUUAUAGCCGCUUUAUAA